Messenger RNA from Paramecium octaurelia, 585 nucleotides. NCBI's taxonomy places the organism in Eukaryota, Ciliophora, Oligohymenophorea, Peniculida, Parameciidae. The record is from the annotation of a GenBank genome assembly.
AUGAAUUUAAUAAUCAAAGGCAAAGAGCUUUAAUUGUAUUUUUCCAAAGAACAACUCAAUAACAUGGUUGCUAAGACUGCAAAUUAAAUAUCAGUUGAUUAUUAAGAAAAGCACCCAAUUUUUAUUGGAGUUUUAAAUGGAGCUUUCAUGUUUAUGGCAGACUUGAUAAGAGCUGUUGAUCCUUAGCUUAAAUUUUAAAUAGAUUUUAUCAAAUUAUCUAGUUAUGAUGGUAUUUCAUAAUUCAUAAGGAUUAGGUAAAUAGUCGACUGGAAUAGUAAAGGCAUUAACUGGAUUGAAAAAUGACAUCAAAGGUCGUCAUGUUAUAAUAAUCGAAGAUAUAAUUGAGACGGGAUUGACUAUAACAGCAGUCAUUGAAGAAAUGAAGAAACUAGAACCAGCAAGCAUUAAAUUAUGUGCUUGUUUUCUUAAGACUGGUAAAAUAUAAAUAGAUAAUAAGGAAAAUAAAAAAUAAAUAUCCAACCAGACUACCUAUGCACAGAAGUAGAGGAUAAAUUUAUCAUUGGUUAUGGAUUGGAUUGGGAUGAAUACGGAAGAGGAUUGGAUCAAUUAUAUUAUAUAUAGUGA